Carassius auratus (goldfish) is the source of this 3384-nucleotide messenger RNA. It is a transcript of the gene hnrnph3, whose product is annotated as heterogeneous nuclear ribonucleoprotein H3 (2H9). Bases 895 to 2148 code for a protein of 417 amino acids. The record is from RefSeq and is a predicted model, not a curated record. Lineage: Eukaryota; Metazoa; Chordata; Actinopteri; Cypriniformes; Cyprinidae. Gene Ontology annotation, molecular function: RNA binding. The transcript is spliced from 9 exons.
GAUCUCGCGAGACUUCGCCCCUGGACUAUCAUUCAGGGUUACCUGAGAGGACGGCGCUUGACGGUGAGAAAUGACGUGAAAUUCGCUAUGCAUGUAUAUAUUUCUUCAUAUUUAACUUUUUAUUUAUAAACUUAUAAUUUACACGCAAUGGUGAAUAUAUUUUGUGUACUUUGGACCGCGGAAGUGCUGUUUUAUGUUCCAGAAACUGUCAACUUGUCGGUCGUUGAUUCCUGUCAGAAGAGUAACGUUAUCUCGCUAAUGUUACAGUCGUUGUGUAUAAAGUUAACCGGUUUCGGUUGUCGGUUUGUUAGACACAUGACCGACCUCAUGACGACAUAUUUUCCAGAUGCUAUAUAUAACAUGUACCAUGUUAGCUCGGUCUCAAGUUUAAAACCCUCCCGUGUUUUGACCUACCGGUAGUGGCUGUCUAGCUAGCUAACGCUAUCUAACUUAAAUUGACGUUUAAUAUAAGGUUCAAGGCAAGCUUGUCACUAUUGUCACUAACAUUACACCAAAACAUGUUGCGUUUGUGUGAAAUGUCAUUAUUGUUUGUCUUUUUCUCUCUUGAAGGAAGCCUCUGGCUCUUGACAACAUAGCUGUCUCUCAAAAUUAUUGAAAUGCCUACCUGGACAGCAUUUUUUUUGGGCUUCAUACGUACGCUCCUGAAAUGCCCAGAAAUUCUAAGUAACGUUAGGCAUCUUCCUGGGUUUGAGGCACUGCCACUACAAAGAAAACAAUAAUACAAACUAUUUUGAUUGAGUUUAGAGUAUUGACUAAUUAACACUGUGCAGUCUAGGUAGGCACUUACUGGUUUUGAUACACUGCCAAGGUUGUCAAGACACAAAAAAAAAAAAAAAAAGAAGAAGCCUAAAAUGACCUAUUUUGAUAGUCUAAAUGGAGGCACAGCAUAUGUGUUACAUUAAUUUGGUUUUCAGAUACAGUCCUGUCAGGGUAAACAUGUCUCAUAAUGAUGAAGGAUAUGUGGUACGGAUCCGUGGUUUGCCUUGGUCAUGCACACAAGAGGAAGUGGCCUCCUUUUUCUCUGAUUGUGACAUUGUAGGGAAAGUGAAUGGGGUGUGUUUUACCUUCUCCAAAGAGGGAAGGCCGAGUGGAGAGGCGUUUGUGGAGCUGAAGACAUCAGGGGACAUUAAAAGGGCUUUGGCAAAAGAUCGUAAAUACAUGGGUCAUCGUUACAUCGAAGUGUUCAAGUCGAACCGUAGCGAGAUGGAUUGGGUGCUGAAACGCUCUGGUCCCACAGACUAUGACAGCAGCAGCAGAUGCAUGCUGCGUCUAAGAGGACUGCCUUUUGGCUGCAGUAAAGAAGAAAUUUUACAGUUCUUUUCAGGGUUGAAAAUCGUGCCAAAUGGGAUAACAUUGCCGAUGGACUACCAGGGGAGGAGCACAGGGGAAGCCUUCGUGCAGUUUGCCUCAAAGGAGAUAGCAGAAAAGGCUCUGGGGAAACACAAGGAAAGAAUAGGGCACAGGUACAUAGAGAUAUUCAAAAGCAGCCGAAAUGAAAUGCGUGUAUACUAUGAAGUACCCCGGAGGAUGAUGGGACAGAGGCCUAGUCCAUACGACAGACCCAUGAUGGGACGCGGAGGCUUCUUUGGGCCCGGGCCUGGAAGGGGAGGUGCUGUCCUGGACCAGAUGCGCAGCGGAGGAGGUUACAGCAGUGGAUAUGGCGGGUUUGACAACUACAAUGGCUUUAACAACUACUGCUUUGGUAAUGGCAUGUUUGAAGAGCGUGUGCGAGAUGAUCGAGGAAGAGGAAAAAUGGGGGGUCAAGGCUACAGCAGUGAGUCAAACUCAGGCUUUCACAGUGGACAUUUUGUGCACAUGAGAGGCCUACCGUUCCGCGCUACAGAGGCAGACAUCGCACAUUUCUUUGCCCCAUUCCUUCCUGUGAGGGUGCACAUUGAUGUAGGACCUAAUGGAAAGUCUACAGGAGAGGCAGACGUUGAGUUCGGGUCUCAUGAAGAUGCUGUAUCUGCCAUGUCAAAAGACAAGAAUCAUAUGCAGCAUCGUUACAUUGAGCUUUUCCUGAAUUCAACUUCAAGUGGGCUGUCCGAAAUGGGUCGCGGAGGAGGUUUCUAUGGCAACUCUGCUGGUAUGGGCUCUCGAGGAAGUGGACAAAGGGGGAUGUAUUGAGGAUGCUUACAAAUCAUGCACUUUUCAACCCAAAGUUGGAACUUCCAGCUUUGAAGUUCUUUUUAUAUGAAAAUGUUUUCACAUGUUCCUAUGAAAUAUGCCCGAACUAUUUUGCAGGAUUGAAGAAAAGAAAAUCUAAAUCCAUCUAUAUAUCUAAUAUAUAAUAUAUAUAUAUUUAAGCUGUUGCAUAUAGAUUGACCGGCUACUGUACAUUUUGCUUAAUGAUUUUUAUAUGACAUUCUGUGUUGAAGUCUAAAUAAGGGUGUUUUCAGACCUGUACAUCGUUUGCUUUGUUUCGAAACAGGGACUUAAUUUGUUACAAUGUUGCAUUUUCUUCUAAAUUCGGUUCGUGUUCACGAGGCAACAUUGCAAAGCGUACAAAACUGUUUACGCAGGUCACCUGUGAGUAAAACUGUCGUCUAAUUGGUCAGAGUUGACCUGUUUACGUUCCUCUGCAUCAUUCAUCGAGAUGGAUUGAUAAGUUCGCUCCGCGUGCUUAUUGUAGCUUUAUAGCUAUGAAUGUAGCUGUUACUCCCGCUCUCAGUAUCCACUGACUAACCUCAACAUAAACAACUACAUUGAAAUAAGAGCACAUGCAUUUUUAGUUACAGCCAGCGGGGUAUCAAGGCCUCAUCUAGACAGCAUUUUUGUAAUGCACAGAGAAUAGCAAUUAAAUACACAUUUUAAUAUGAAGAGCUACUCUUUGGUUUUUGACUGCAAUAACAAAUAUUCUCACAGAAUCAGACACUGACUGCUGCUUUUAAUAUAGCAUAUUUACUGUUAUGAAUUAUGAUACCGCUUGGUUUUUUGGUCUGUUGGGUUGGAUUGCUUUCUCACCAUGAGUGAUCUUCAAUCCAGGGUCUGUUUGCAAUCAGGCUGAGAUCACCUCUUCAAGGAGGUCUCUGUACGCUUAUCUGGUCCACUUUAGGCGCGCACCUGAGUCACAGCUGCCCAAACAAACCGCACCAAGAAGGACAACGAACUCUAGAACGAUUCAACAAAUCUUAAUGAGGCAGGUGUGAAAGAACCCUAAAGAUAUGCGCUUUGUAUGUAUUUUGACUCAGAAUUGAAUGAAGAGUGAAUAGUUGCGUGUGUGAGACUGCACUUUUAUUUUCUUUCCCAGAGCAAUAACAUCAUUUUGGAUGUUUACCUGUUUUUGCUGCUCAGUAAAAUUUGUAAUAGAAACCUGUGAAAUUUACACAUCCGUGGAAUAAAAUCUUUUAUUGAUAUAUUUUA